CAAUACUGGCCAUUCGCGAUCAAGAUGGGAGAGCUAUCAGAGGCCUACUCAUAUCUUACUUCUGAUAUGGUCCCUUUCCUCUCUCGGCUACACGGCCAAGCGCAUAGCUGGCCAUGCCAAAUCCUACAUUUUGGUCAUUGGAGAGAUGGAUCAGCUGGAACUUUAGGAGAAGAACAGGAACAAGUAUUUUCUACUUUUUCAAGCUAUAGUAAUUCAACAAAAACAAUGGGAGCAGCAAACAGACGAGAUUUUUUAACCGGAGCAAUGUUUUAUUGGAACGGCAGAAAAGAAAAAGGAAUGGCUCGUACUCUCACUAGACGAAUGCUGAUUGCUAUAUAUAGAGUUCAGUUUUAUCAUGAAAGACUGAACAAAUUACUAUCAGCGAAAAAAAUGAAAUUGUCUGAAUUACCUGUAAUUCAAGCUUCGUUGGAAGAAGAGGCCCGUGUUGCACGAGAGAAAGAGAAGAUCGUCAAAUUAAAGUGGGAUUACCUAUCGGAGUUAAAAAGUGAACUGGAACGAAUUCACUUCCAACACGUAACUUUGCACGACAGAAUUUCGAGUGUGGCAGUUUCUUGCAAAUGGCGAACUAAACUUAGACGAAAGCAAACUUUAUUAAAAGCGAAAGCUGUUACAGUAAUGAACGACAUAAACGACCUGGCUAACGUUAUGGUGACCGAGCAAAAUUUCUUGGAUGGCGUUUUUCCGUGGGAUUCUAACCAAAACGUUUCGUUCAAGGAUAACUUCAAAUUAGUUGAUUGUUGGAUGCUGUACAAACGAAACACAGAACAGAUUCUUCAAUGCAAACUAGAAAUGUCACAAUUCAUCACAACAAUCAGUGAAGAUAUUUUGUCGAUGCAACAUGAAAUAAGAAACUACAACUCGACGGAUGAAUUCUCUUUCUCUGUAAGCAACUGCCCAAUGAAUAUUUCUGUAUUUCAACAAUCUGAAAUAGUCAUCAAAAUGCAAGAAGUGAAACGUCUCGAAAUGUUAUUGUCAGACUCGCUCGCCUUAAAACAAUACUUUUAUGAAGAAAAUUUAGAUGAUGAUGAUUUGGUUUUCGAAGAUGAUUGUACGGAUGAUUAUAUUGCUGAUGGUGAUGGUAUUGACAAAGAUGAUUUAUGUGAUGAAAUUGAAUGUUCCUCCGACGAUGAAUUUUAAAUACAUGAGAUGAUUCGUG
Messenger RNA from Daphnia pulicaria, 1177 nucleotides. RefSeq lists its product as uncharacterized. The record is from RefSeq and is a predicted model, not a curated record. The transcript has 7 exons. Lineage: Eukaryota; Metazoa; Arthropoda; Branchiopoda; Diplostraca; Daphniidae. Bases 25 to 1158 code for a protein of 377 amino acids.